AACGAGAGACAAACCUGGGUCCAACCUCCCUCAAAUCACGGGGAGACUUUGCUACGGGAGACACAGCAACACCCCGAAGAGUGGAGCUACAGCAUUGCUUUCGUGAUCUAGCCUCUUAUUAUCUGCAAGAGAAGCCCGCAAGGCAAGCAGAAACAGUCGUAAAAGAGAAGAUGAGCUUUUUGGAGUCGUGACGUCGCCCUGGUUCGAGACGCUUCUAAAAUGAGGAGGAGGAGUGUGGCGCUUCACCUCGCCCAGACUGGAGGCUCCUGCUGCUCCUGCUGCUCCUGCUCCUGCUGCUGGUGGUGGUAGAGGGAUGGUGCCUCUCUGAAGAGCCCCUGAGGACGACAAGCCUGUGGUCAAGAGCUGCAAGCAAGUGCCUGGGUACCAUGACUGUCUUCAACCAAGAAAAUGUGGAGGAAUUUUAUGAAAUUGGGGAUGAGCUGGGGAGUGGUCAGUUUGCUGUGGUCAGGAGAUGUCGACACAGGGACACGGGAGUGGAGUACGCCGCUAAAUUCAUCAAGAAGCGGCGCAGUAAGGCGAGUCGGCGAGGAGUGUCCCGGGAGGACAUCGAGCGCGAAGUCAACAUCCUAAAAGAGAUCCAGCAUCCAAACGUCAUCACUUUGCACGAGGUCUUUGAGAACAAGGCCGAGGUCAUCCUUAUCCUGGAACUAGUGGCAGGCGGUGAACUGUUCGACUUUCUGGCAGAGAAGGAAUCUUUGAGUGAAGAGGAGGCCACACAGUUCCUCAAGCAGAUCCUGGAUGGAGUCCAAUACCUGCACUCCAAGCAAAUCGCACACUUUGACCUUAAGCCAGAGAAUAUCAUGCUGCUGAACCGCUCUGUGCCUCACCCGCGCAUCAAGCUCAUUGACUUUGGCCUGGCCCACAAGAUCGACUUUGGCAAUGAUUUUAAAAACAUUUUUGGUACACCAGAAUUUGUAGCUCCAGAAGUAGUCAACUACGAGCCCCUGGGCCUGGAGGCAGACAUGUGGAGCGUUGGUGUUAUUACCUACAUACUACUUAGCGGAGCAUCACCAUUUUUGGGCGAUAAUAAGCAAGAGACAUUGGCCAAUGUGUCUGCAGUCGAUUAUACAUUUGAAGAGGAAUUCUUCAGCAACACCAGCAAACUGGCCAAAGACUUCAUUGCAAGACUCCUUGUUAAAGACCCCAAAAAAAGAAUGACUAUCCAGGACAGCCUUCAUCACCCCUGGAUUAAGCCAAAAGAUACGCAGCAGGCACUGAGCCGAAAGGAGUCCGCUGUCAACAUGGAAAAGUUUAAAAAGUUUGCAGCCCGAAGAAAAUGGAAACAAUCUGUCCGACUUAUUUCCUUAUGCAACCGCCUGUCUCGGUCGUUCUUGUCCAGGAGUAACAUCAGUGUGGCACGCAGUGAUGACACUCUGGACGAGGAAGACUCAUUUGUGAUGAAGGCCAUUAUCCAUGCCAUAAAUGAUGACAAUGUACCUGGUCUGCAACACCUGUUGGGCUCAUUGAACAGUUAUGAUGUGAACCAACCCAACAAGCAUGGCACCCCUCCUCUCUUGAUCGCAGCAGGCGGUGGCAACAUUCAGAUCAUUGAGGUGUUGAUGAGGAAAGGUGCUGAAAUGAAGGCCCAUGAUAAGAGCGGAGCCAAUGCCAUCUACUAUGCAGCGAGACAUGGCCACGUGGACACGCUAAGAUUCCUCCAUGAGAAGAAAUGCCCUCUGAAUGUGCAAGAUAAGUCAGGAGAGACUGCUCUACAUGUGGCUGCACGUUAUGGGAAUGUGGAUGUGGUGAGCUACCUGUGCAGCAUCAAGGCUAAUCCAGACCUCUGCGACAGGGAACAAGAGACACCGCUACACUGUGCUGCCUGGCAUGGAUACUCUGCAGUUGCCCGGUCACUCUGUAAGGCAGGCUGCCAUGUGGACGCUAAGAACAGAGAAGGAGAGACUGCGCUCCUAACGGCAUCUGCCAGGGGAUUUGUGGAUAUUGUGGAAUGCCUCAUAGAGCAUGGGGCAAAUGUGGAGGCCACUGACAAGGAUGGCCACACAGCUCUUCAUCUGGCAGUGAGGAGAUGCCAGGUGGAAGUGGUCCACUGCCUCCUCAGGCACCACUGCAACGUGGACCAACAGGAUCGUCAUGGCAACACACCCCUCCAUAUCGCCUGUAAGGACGGAAACCUCCCUAUUGUCAUCGCCAUCUGCAACGCUAAGGCCAACCUCGACCUGCCAAACAAAUCUGGAAGGACUCCCCUUCAUUUAGCGUCUAAUAAUGGAGGUCUGGAGGUUGUGCGCCAUCUCUGCCUUGCUGGAGCCAAUACUGACGCUGCCACAAAUGAUGGAAAAACGGCAGAGGAUUUGGCCUGUAAUGAACAACAUGAACUCAUAGUUUCACUGUUUGGAAAGCUUAAGAAGGACAACCAUAAGCAGACAUACACGCAACAGCUCAGACCCACUCACACAGUCCAGCCCCGGAUCAAGCUGAAGCUGUUUGGACACUCGGGGUCUGGGAAGAGUACUCUGCUGGAGUCCCUCAAGUGUGGCAUCCUGCGGAGCUUCUUCAGACGAAGGAGGACGCGAAUGACCAACACUGCCCGCCACCCCAACUCUCCACUCAGCUCUAAACCAGCAGUGUCUGUGAGCAUUUCCAACUUGUACCCCGGCUGUGAAAAUGUGAGCGUACGAAGCCGAAGCAUGAUGUUUGAGCCCAGCUUGACCAAAGGCGUCCUGGAGGUAUUUUCACCUGUGCACAAUGGUCUGUCUGCUGCAGAUGAGCAAGCUACAAAGGCCAUUGACAUCCAGCAUGCAAACAUCCAUGGUGUGGGAGAUUUCUGUGUGUGGGAGUUUUCUGGAAACCCUGUGUACUAUUGUUCUUAUGACUACUUUGCGGCCAAUGAUGUGACAGCCAUCCAUGUGAUCCUAUUCAGCUUGGAGGAGUCGUAUGAAACCCAGCUCAGCCAUGUCACCUACUGGCUGAACCUGCUCAAAGCACUUACACUGCCACAGCACAACAUCGUUUUUGGAGGUCGGAUCCCGCAGCCUCUCGCUGUUGUACUUGUGGGGACCCACGCUGAUGUUGCAGACAUCCCUCGAAGUUUUUCUGGAGACUUCAGUUAUGACAAAGAAAGAACACUGCUGAAGGAAGUUAGAAACAGAUUUGGAAAUGACUUGCAAAUCAGUGACAAAUUGUUUAUUAUGGACGCUGGAGCCUCCAACUCUAAAGACAUGAAACUGUUAAGGAGUCACCUGCAGGACCUCCGGUCCAGCAUCAUCUCUAGGUGCAGUCCCAUGACCCUGCUGUCUGAGCGCCUGCUGGCCGCUCUGCCCACAUGGAGGAAAAUGAGUGGACCAAACCAGCUGACAUCAUGGCAGCAGUUUGUUUUUGACGUUCAGGAACAUAUCAACCCUCUGGUCAGCCAAGAUUACCUGCGCACACUGGCACUUCAGCUUCACAGUAUGGGAGAGAUCAACAUCAUGCAGAGUGAAACGGUGCAGGAUGUUGUUUUGCUAGAGCCGCGCUGGUUGUGUAGUAACGUACUGGGCAAACUGCUUUCAGUGGAGACUCCCAAGGCCAUCCACCACUACAGGGGGCGCUACAGACUGGACGAGGUACAGACACUGGCACCAGACAGCGAUGUGGACGAACUACUUCAGAUUUUAGAUGCGAUGGACAUCUGUGCCCGGGAUGCCAUAAACCCUUCUAUGGUGGAUAUCCCAGCACUCAUCAAGACCAAUGGGCUGCAGCGGUCAUGGACUGAGGAGGAAGAGGAGGAGGUGCUGUUGUAUGGAGGCGUGCGCCUGGUCCCAGCUGAACACCUGACAGCGUUCCCUUGUGGCCUGUUCCACAAGCUGCAGGUGAAUCUGUGCCGUUGGAGCCACCAGCAGAAGCCUGAGGACGACAGCUCCGAGGAGCUGGACGGAGACAUCCACCUGUGGAUCAACGGGGCACGGGUGAGCCAGGCCGGGGCAGAGGCCAUGAUUCUGCUGGUCAACCACGGACAGGGCAUAGACAUUCAGGUGCGGGGGCCAGACUCUCAGAGAGCCAAGUGCUACUCCCUGUUGGACACCAUGUGCAGUAUAACAGAGAACCUACUGGCCUCCACCCUGUCUGGACUGCUCACAGCUAAGUACUACCUGAGCCCCCAGCAGCUCAAGGAGCACCACACGCCUAUCAUGGUGUACCAGCCCAAAGACUUUUUCAGAGCACAGGUUCAACGGGAAUCUUCGCUUGCAAACACCAUGGGCGGCUACCGUGAGAGCUUCAGCAGCAUCCUGGCCUUUGGCUGUGCCGAGGUGUACCAGCAAGGAAUUCUGGGAACACAUAUCCACAUCUCGGAUGUUCCGCUCUUGGCCCGUAGGAAACUGUGCCGCAUGCUGGACCCACCUGAUGCUCUUGGGAAAGACUGGUGCCUCCUGGCUAUGAACCUAGGCCUUACCGAGCUGGUGGCCAAAUAUAGUAACGGGACUCCUAACGGGACGCCCAAUGGGACUCCUGAUCUGGACCUGGGCACACCCUCCGAGGACACGCCCCUCUCCCCCAGCCCCACAGCGGCCCUGCUCCAGGAGUGGAGCACACGUCCGGACAGUACAGUGGGGGUGCUCAUGUCCAAACUGAGAGAGCUCGGCCGCAGAGAUGCUGCUGACUUUCUGCUCAAAGUUUCCCCUGUGUUCAAAGUCAACAUGGAGGCAGUGGGGGCCCCCAGCGGCUACACCCCCACCUGUAAUGGAGGGACGUCUUACUACUCCAUCAGCUCGGUCAUAUCUCGCUGAACAAACAGGGUCAAUAUGUUGUUCUUGCCAAAAGUCACAUAUGAUGUGUGAGUUCUGUUUGAACUUUAAGUGCAAUCCUAACCAGUCCGCUGCUCAUUUUCACUGUGUUUUCUGAGACACACUCAGAGCAAACACGCAGUAAGACAGGACGCUGGUGUCUGAAGCAGUCUGAAGUGCUUGUGCUCUCCUGGACUUGUCCAGCUGACCCAUAUUUGUGUUCUGAAUGUGAGGGCAAAUGAGCUGGUCAUCUGAGAUCCAAAGAGGAACCCUGCCCAACUAUAUUGUGUGUACCUGUUUGUGCUGCUGUCUUAACACGUCUCCACUGCGUCCCUUCACCGCCCCAUUUUAAAAAGCGAAAAAUGAUAGCUUUAACUUUUUGAGGUUUUAUAAAUGACCGCCUUAUGUUUGACCCUUAUUCUUAUUCAACCCUGAUGAGCAAAUAUAUUUCUCUCAGUACAGUCCAUAAGCAGAACAGUGUCAACAGUCCAGUACUCGCUAUAGUAACAGCAUCUCCCAGUGGCAUUAUUAUUUCACAUUUGAACUUUCUGCUUGGUGUUAGUGCCUUUGAGGCCUUCUACCUCCUCCAGAGCACAAUAGUCUGAAUAGUCCUUGUGCCUUGUCCCUGUGUGAAACUAUCUCCUGCUCAACGGUGAUCAACAAGUUUCUGUUGCAGGAAAGGCUGUUUUACAUUUCAGACAGAGCUGAAGAGGAAGUGUUAUACCCGAAUUAGAAUUAAACUAAACUAUGCCUCUGAGAUUAAGGUACUGAAACAUCACGGUGGGUUUCAGUGUAAUACAAUCAGAAAUGGCCAUUCUGCUGUGUGCUGUUUUUGCACUGAAAAUAGUAAUUUGCAUACAGGGUAGAAGGGCAGUGUUAUUUAAUGUGUCAUUCCUCAUUCAGAUAAGUCUGGAUGUCACAAAAAUACAUUGCCCCCUUUUGAUCAUCUUGUCUCACUGCUUGAUCAAUGGAUAAAUGGAGAAGUGAAACUGUGGUCUCUGCAGAGUAGUUUCAGUAAAGGCCAUUUGACCGAGUGCCAACAUUCAUUCAAAUUUGAUGAAGUCUUAUUUAUUAGUAUUGUUGACUACUUUACAGAACAGCACAUUGGAAAACUUAUUUCAGUAUACAUUUCUCCAUAUAGUUUUCACUGUGAUCUUUCUUUGUCAUCUAUCACAUGAAUAUAAAAAGCAUACAUAUAAAAUUAUAAAUAUAUUGAAAAGAAAAGUGCACACAAUAAGCUAUUAAAAUGACUUAAGGUUUAACUGCUUUUUACUCACUACUCUCAUGUUUCCAAUGUUACUUUUAUUUAUAUUUUAAACAAAACAUACAGUUGUAUUCUUUAUGUGCCUCUUUUUUUUACGUUUUCUUUUUUUUUUUUUUUUACUGAUCUGAGUAUCAAAUAAGAUAACUUUUGUAUUUAUUAUAUCAUGUUAUUCUCUCAACACAUUUAUUAGAGAUCUCUAUUCCCAAAGUAUUAUGUUUUAUUCUCAGUUGUAAGUCAAGGGUAAUUGAAUCUGAACACAGGUGUGUACAAGUCAUGGCAUCAUGGGACUCCUCAGUCUGUGCACUUAAACAUGCCCAUUUAAAGUGCCACUAAACAACAGAUUUUGACAGUUUGUGAGUAAAAAUGUAGUUUCUUGCUUUCUCUUUCCUAAGCAUUUGUCGCAUUACUACGAUUAAAAGCCUCAAUGUUGCACAGUGGCCUAUAGUCACCACUUUGGUUGAACUCAGUAAGGCUUGACAGUCCGUAUCAUUGUCAGUGUUUUAGCCUAGUCAUGCUGGCUCAUUUCUUUCAGUUUUUGUGAAAUUAUUAAAGUCAGCAAACAAGGCUUAUGUGAUGCCAAAGUGUGCUGACUAAAGACGUUUUCCUAUAGAUGAAAAGUUCAAGAAAAGUUUUAUAUUCAAAACUUUGUAGUAAGGUUGGUAAGGAGCCUUUAACUGAGAAGAGUGGAUUUCUGAGCUUCACUCCCUUCAGUAUUAACCCAUAACAUUUUAAUAUGUCCCUGUUUGUAUCAAUGUUUGUCUGUAAUUGCCAAUUAAUGUAAAUAUUUUAGCUAAUUAUUUUCAACUCUUUUUGUGUCCAAAUAUGAUGCUGAAUGUAUAUUAUUUCUAAGAAUGUGAGGGUAAGUAGUUCAAUACUGUGUAAAAAGGAAAGGAACAAUGACAACUUUUAUUUUUCUUGCUGUACUAAAGUUUGGAUCAUUGCCAAUGCUGUGUUCUCAAUGCACAACUUUAUCAAAUCGCUUUUACUUAUUUUGUAAAAUGUGCUGGAAAGGGACGUUUCUGAGGCACAUUAUUUCUUAUUUUUAUUGCGUCGUGUAACUGCAGCACAAGCAGAUCUUAAAUGUCCAGUGAGGUUCCUACACUGCAUUGCACAAGUCUUAUUGUUGCUAUUUAUGUUAAAUUCAUUUUAGCAUGUCCUUUUAUGCCAAGUUCUUAGUACUUCUGACACUUUAUAGUGUACUACAUUUUAUAAUAAAUGAUUUGAUUAAUAUCACUUUUCCUGCA
Molecule: messenger RNA, 7247 nt
Organism: Periophthalmus magnuspinnatus
Lineage: Eukaryota; Metazoa; Chordata; Actinopteri; Gobiiformes; Gobiidae
Gene: dapk1
Product: death-associated protein kinase 1
Exons: 27
Coding region: 387-4742 (1451 amino acids)
Biological process (GO): positive regulation of apoptotic process; intracellular signal transduction; protein phosphorylation
Cellular component (GO): nucleus; cytoplasm
Molecular function (GO): ATP binding; protein binding; protein serine/threonine kinase activity
Source: RefSeq, a predicted model, not a curated record